This is a messenger RNA of Planococcus citri (citrus mealybug), 3409 nucleotides long. RefSeq names its product TBP-associated factor 3 (gene Taf3). Gene Ontology annotation, molecular function: p53 binding; transcription factor binding; protein heterodimerization activity. Gene Ontology annotation, biological process: positive regulation of transcription by RNA polymerase II. The transcript has 3 exons. Gene Ontology annotation, cellular component: transcription factor TFIID complex. The coding region runs from base 462 to 2948 and encodes 828 amino acids. The record is from RefSeq and is a predicted model, not a curated record. Lineage: Eukaryota; Metazoa; Arthropoda; Insecta; Hemiptera; Pseudococcidae.
GCCUCCUGUUUUGAAUGAAAAUCUUCCUUAGGAAAGGUGUAAUGAAAAUUCUCUUAUUAUUAAAUUUUAUCGUGUUAAUAUUUAAUUAAUAUUAAUUAUUUUUACUCUCUACUGUGUUCAGUUUUCUGUGCGGUUAUAAUUUUAUAGGUAUUCUGUACCAAUAAUUGUUUUUACUGAGUUAGUAUUACUUGGUCUUUUAUCAUGUAAACAGAAAAACUAGCAUAACACGAAUAACAAUUCCUUGAAAAUUGUUAAUUAUUGUUUGAAAAAUCCGUAAUAACUCAGCAACCCUCAUGAUUUCUACCCCAAGUAUAUCAUAUCCCUGGGAUGAACUCCGACAAACCGUUGUUUCGGCGAACUUAUCAUCGUAGGCCUAAAAUUAUAUAAUCCAACAGUUUAUUCAACAUGAAGUUGAUAUACGAAGCAGUAAGAUAUUGACCAUUGAUAACCGAUCAUUCUACAUGGGUGAUUCCGAAAUGGAACCUUGGACUCGUCAACUACUCUCAAUAAUCGUAUCGCAAAUAUGCAAAACAAUAGGAUGGCACAGUAUAUCGACGACAUCUUUACAAAUCUUAGUAGACGUACUACACCGUUAUUUGAAACGACUAGGUACCAACAUUCACGGAUACGCGGAACAUUUCAAUCACACGCAUCCUGCUUUAGAAGAGAUAAAUUUAGCAUUUUCCGAGAUGGGUAUCAACGUAGAAGAUUUAAAAGAAUACGCCGAUUACGUGUCGUCGAUUCCGCUCAAACUCAAAGUACCAAAGUAUCCGUUAGAAAAGAAAUCUAAUUUAAAUUUCUUAAAACCAGGUAGCCGAGAGGUGGUCACUAGGCCGGUGCAUAUACACGAGCAUUUACCAGCCAUGUAUCCAGAACUGUUAGAAGAAAGUUACGGUAGUUUGGAAACCGCGACUGAUGAUACGUUACCAAAUCUUAGUCUGGAUGCGUCUAGUUCGAGCUUGUUUAAAAAGCCUGAAAAUGAUAUUAUAAAUAAUAAAAGAAUAACGCAGCUAAUAUCCGAAGAGAUGGGAAGACCAUUGCGUGAGUUGAGUUGCGUUAUGAUGACCACCCAUGGUUUCUUAUCACCGGCCAGAGAAGGUAAAGUGGCUGAAGCUCGAGUACCCAAGUUGAGCAACUACACGAACGCUAAUCCAAUUCAACCCUCAUCUUAUCCUACCGUACCGCCGGAAGUUAAAGGUGAUAACAAGAAAGCAAGUCAUCCGGUGAAAACGGUGAAUAACGUGAAAGCAGAUCGUAAAACACGCGACGAAGUUCAUCAGAAUGGUAAAGAAGAUUUCGACGAUAGUAAAAUUAAAAAAUUGACCACUCAUAAAGAAGUAUCUAAAUUGAAAGCGUUCAAAUCGUUCCACAAUAAAAAUACCGAUAACGAUUCCUCGAAAGUAAACAGACCAGAGAAAAUCAAAACACCAGCGCCAGCUAGUAGUCCUAAAGAGCCUAAAAUUCCUAAACCUAAAAUAGAAAAAAUACCGGAGAAAAUUCCCGAACCGGAAAUCAUCGUUGAAAAAAAACUAACCACCGAACCGAACAAACAAAAGCUCAAUAUAUUUAAACGGAUCACGAAAGUGAAAGAAGAGCGAGCCGAAUCACCUGUACCAAAACCUAGUAACAAGGGAGCUGACAUAAAUGCUCAAUACUUCGAAUGCAUCGAAGCGGUAGUGAGACGUACUCGCGAAAAAGACGAAGUCGAGAAAAUCAAUCAUAAAGAAGAAAAACUCAAGUCGGUAGUUUUUGAAGAACCGCCUCCUCCGGUGACUCCUACACUCAACAAGCAUCUUAAACGUAAAAAGAAAGCAAAACACGAAGUUCCAGCCAAAAAGUUCAAAGAAAUUAAGCAAGAACCUGAAGAAAUAGUCGAUAAACACAAACCCAAGAUGCUAGAAAUCGAAUCCGAAGUACCGUUUUAUUCGAUGAUGAACGAUAUCCAUAAAACUCUACCACCUUCGUUAACUCAUAAUCCUCUUAUACCAAAAUUCCCUCCAAAUCCAUUUUUACCACCCGGUUUUGGUCGAAUGGAGAAUAACGGUCCGCAUCCCGAAUGGCCAAAUUCGCCACUACCGCCAGCAGCCUUAAUGCAAGCGAAUGUUGAUAAUAAAAUUAAACCUAUUACUAAAAGCAUCGCCAUCGUCGAACCAACACUCAGAUUAGAAAACGAUGCUGCCACCUCGGUUGAUAAAAAAUUGAAGAAGAAAAUGAAAAAAGAUAAACGUGAAAAAGAUAAAAAGAAAAUCAAGAAGGAUAAGUUGAAGAAUAAAGAAAAAUUAGACAAGAAGAAAGAUAAAGUACUGAAAAAGAUCAAAGUUAAAAAUAAGAACAAAAUUAGAAAAGAAAAGAAACUGAAUUUGGAAAAAGAAGAAAUUCCUGUUGUUGCUGAAGAUCCGUCCGUUCCUAAGCUGAAAUUGAAAUUAGGCAAUGCGAAUUCGCCUCAAUUAUCGCCGAGUGGUAUUCAAUCGCCGAAAAUAGUCAUUAAACCGAUAGUCAAGCACGAUGAGCUACCAAAAAGUCCGGUUCGUGUGGAACGCGAUCCUUCGCCGGAACUAGCCAAAAUAUCGGCUCUGACGAGUAAACCGAAUAAACAAAAACAAUCCAAGAAUACUUCCGAAACGCCUAGUACCAGUUUCUCCAAACCUGUGGAACCUAUAACAAUUUCCAAGAACGAUAAGAGCUUCGGUAACGCUAAAAUUAAACUGAAAAAUAAAGAUAAGCAGAAAAACAAGAAAUCCGAAGAAAAAGUCAAAAAACCGGCAGCGUUUUACUACGACGACGAUGGCAAUCAAGUUUGGGUCUGUCCUGCUUGCGGUGCUCAAGAUGACGGUAGUCCGAUGAUCGGCUGCGAUGGCUGUGACGCUUGGUACCAUUGGGUUUGCGUUGGUAUCAAAUCAGCUCCCGAUUCAGCUAAAUGGUUUUGCACUUCGUGUGCGAAGUCGUAAUGUACAUUACAUUUUUAAUUUACCUAGUUUGCCUUAUGAAUCAGGUAUUUCAUCAUAGCAUUUAAACUCAGCGAGUUUACCUGAGGCACGAUUUUCUCAAAUUAAUAUCUGCAGAUAUUUUAGUCAGAAUGAUUGUUUAAUUGUACCAUAUUUUAUGUAUUUUUAAUCACACUUGUUACGAAUUUGUACGUUUAAUUUUAAUUUCUUGUUGUAUAUUUUUCGUUCAUGUGAACCAUGAUUUUUGUAAAUUGAUUUUAAAACAUUUUUACCAUUCUUUUUAAAUUUCAUUGUAGAAGUUUUUAGCAUUUUUUUCCUUUCAUUUUAAUUGUACGAUUUUGUUUUUAAGUUGAAUUUUUAUUUUGUAUUCUAAAUAUUUUUCUUUUCUUUUUAAACGUCGAACUUUGCGCUGUUCAGGGCAACGCCACUUCAAUAUCAGAAUUAUAUACGUGUUUAUAUGUUCA